This is a messenger RNA of Jatropha curcas, 834 nucleotides long. RefSeq names its product oxidoreductase/transition metal ion-binding protein. Lineage: Eukaryota; Viridiplantae; Streptophyta; Magnoliopsida; Malpighiales; Euphorbiaceae. The record is from RefSeq and is a predicted model, not a curated record.
UCAACCAUAAAAAAGUCUCACCGUCCUCCGCUGGACGUAUCCUGUUGGACUGCACAUUGAUAAAGCAAACAGAGAAUUUCCAAGUGACUAAGCUUUCUUUCCUUCAUCACACACCCAUAAAUACGUAUCUUCUUUCUCUCAUCCAUAUAUAUAUAUAUAUAGUAACCUCCAGGUGCUAACAUAUUAAUCAUCGUCGUCACCUUUCUAGAACAUAUUUUGAAGAAUAAUAGCUAGAGAUCAAGAAUGGCAAGUACUAGUAAUCAUUCAUCAACGUAUUAUCAUCAACAGGCUCCAUUGCCAAUUCACCUAUGCUUCUUCCUUCUGAUACUCUUGACGCUGAUGGGAAUUUCAUGGUACAUCAACUACGAGCCGGUGCUGGAGAGUAUGUUCGAUCAAGUGAAGCUGGCACUAAUGGCGUCACCAUUGCUACUUCUGCUAGUAGUUCACUGGCUUUCAAAUGAUGAAAGCCGAAGGAGGUCGUAUUUGAUCCCUUUGCCAGAGAAAGACUCUCUUCACAGAGCUGGAGGAACUCCAUGGGGAGUAGGUUUUCUGCUUGUGUUUCUCUUCUUCAUGAUAUCUUACCAGUCUUCUUUCCAAGAACGCUGGUUUCCUCUUUUAACGAGAUAGUUUGUUUUAACGUGUUUGAUCGACGUACGAACACCUCUUUAAUUCUGCCCUUUUUUUUUUUUUAAGUUGGAUAAGAGAGAGGGUAUCUACUAUAGUGUAAUCUUGUGUAAUUAUAAUGUUAUGAGCUGAAAUUAAUUAAUUAAUAAUGUUAUGUAUAUCUUCUGCCAUUUGUGAUUAGUGAAGUGUAACGAUGGUAUGGCUUGUUAA